AUGUACAAAAAAACGGGUCGGAUCGAUGAUAUGAUGAGACUGAUGGAAAAAUAUCAUGUCGACGAUGUUAAGGAUGCUCAUCUUCAAAUCGCAGCUGAUUUAGAGGAGAAAGGCGAUUUAAGGGCGGCAGAAGAGCAUUAUUUAUUUGCUGGUGAUUGGAAAGGAGCGGUCAACAUGUAUCGUAAUGCCGAAAUAUGGAACGAUGCGUACAGAAUUGCAAAGCAAGAAGGCGGCGACAUAGCGCAAAAACAGGCACAACAUUUUUUUAUUUGUCCCAUAGAAAAAUGCUUCCAAAGAGCUUUCGAUUUUGCAUUUGAUUUAUGUCGUUUGGAAGCAAAAAAUCGUCUACCAUCGGUGCAUUUCAAGUUAGCACAACAGCUGGAAGAGGAAGGUGAAUUUGAAAAGGCUGAAAUGCAUUACAUGGAAGGUGGAAAGCCGAAAGAAGCCGUACUGAUGUAUAUCCAUGAUCAAGAUUGGGAAAAUGCAGAACGUGUUGCAAAACAGUAUAGUCCAGAAGCAUUAUCUGAUGUAUACAUUCGUCAAGCCCGAAUGGCAAUCGAGCACAAAGAUUUUACAUGUGCCGAAAGUUGCUUGCUUCGUGCCAAUCGUCCCGAAAUAAUUCUACGCUACUAUAAAGAAUCGGAAAUGUGGCAAGAUGCUAUUCGUAUUGCUAGAGAGUAUAUGCCUACAGAAUUACAACAGUUAGAAGCAGAAUUUGAUGAAGUUCAGUUAAAAUCUGGCGCAAAAGGUAUUUUAUCAUUUAUUGCUCAAGCACGAGAUUGGGAAGCUCAGGGAGAAUAUGUUCGAGCCAUACAGUGCUAUCUGAAGGUGAAGGAUUCAGAAACAGCUGAUACCGAUACAAUUGUAAAUGCUUUAAAACGGGCAGGAGAAUUAGCGGUAAAAUUUCUCUCGGUCGAUGAAACUUCUGCAAUAGUGGAUGAAAUUGCGGAAAUUUUCAUUCACUUGAAAAGAUUCAUCGAAGCAGCCGAACUAUUUUUGGCUUCAAAUCAACCGGAUAAUGCUGUUAAAGCCUUCUUGCUUGGGGGACAAUGGGCGAAAGCUAAAAAGUUGGCUGUGGAAUUCGUUCCGGAUUUGGUAGAUUUUGUGGAUGAAAAGUAUAGAGAAUCAUUAAAACAACAAGGUCGAUUAGGAGAAUUAAUGGACGUCGAUGUAAUUAGUGCUAUUGAUGCAUUGUUGGAACGGGGUGAGUGGGAAAGAGCUCUUGAAAUAGUUCGCCAACAGAAACAUCAGCUCUUGUUGGACAAAUAUGUAGCGUUAUAUGCAACCGAAUUGAUCAAAGAAAAAAGAUAUGCCGAAGCAACUGCUAUAUUCGAAAAAUAUGGAGCAUCCUCAAACCCGAACAAUUUCAACAUCUAUCAAAAACUUGUUGAAGAAGUUAUCAAUGUACGUAACAUGGACAAUCCAAACGUUUAUGGAAGGUGGGCAACGCUACGAAAUGUGCUUCUUAUGGUGUGUGAUGGUAUGAAUAGCAAGGAAAUGAAAGAGGUAAGGUCAUAUUUAUUGCGUACCGUUGAAAACAGUACACUCUAUCCUCAACAUUAG
Acanthocheilonema viteae is the source of this 1563-nucleotide messenger RNA. The record is from the annotation of a GenBank genome assembly. Lineage: Eukaryota; Metazoa; Nematoda; Chromadorea; Rhabditida; Onchocercidae.